Molecule: messenger RNA, 402 nt
Organism: Paraglomus brasilianum
Lineage: Eukaryota; Fungi; Glomeromycota; Glomeromycetes; Paraglomerales; Paraglomeraceae
Source: the annotation of a GenBank genome assembly
AUGAGACCUGUCUCGCGAGAACGAAGUUUAGAACUUUAUGAUGAUGGCAAGAAAAUUUCAAAUGAAGAUAAUGAUUCACGGGCAAAAAUGGAAAGCAGCAUGGAAGAUAUGAUAAAGGCUAGAUUUGCAGGCCUAAAGACCGAUUUAGAGUAUAUGGAUCCGUUGAAAGAGUACCUGUGUGUUACGAUGGAUCGCGAAGGCGAAAUUUUCGAUAUACAUGCAGAGUUUGACGAUAAUCCCGUGACUACUGAACCAUCAUUCGAGGAUGUAAUGACCCUUUGGGUUUCCGUCUUAAUGUGGAGCGCCCAAAUGGUCGUUGUCAAUAAACCAUACACGCAAACGGCUUCGCGGAUCACUGGGAGGAUUUACGCGUUAAUAAAACAAUCUGGGGAGGAGGAAUGA